UUGAGCAAAUGCUAACGGCCAAGGACAGGGAGACACUCCUCAUGAAGGGGUGGUCCUCAUCCUUUCAGAUCAACUUCCUGCUGGAGGCUCCACUCUCACCACGUCCCUCCCUCUUCUCUCAUCCGGAGUCACCUUUUGGGAUUUUGGAGUUGGGCACCAUGGGGACUCCAAAUGAUCGGGCAGUGCUGCAGGCCAUCUUCAACCCUGACACCCCAUUUGGAGACAUUGUUGGACUGGACCUCGGAGAGGAAGCAGAAAAGGAAGAACAAAAAGAAGAUGUUUUCCCUCAAGCACAGCUGGAACAGUCCAAGGCCCUCGAGCUGCAGGGGGUGAUGGCAGCAGAGGCUGGGGACCUCAGCACAGCCCUGGAGAGGUUUGGCCAAGCCAUCUGCCUGCUGCCUGAGAGGGCUUCAGCCUACAACAACCGUGCCCAGGCCCGGCGACUCCAGGGAGACGUGGCAGGCGCCCUGGAGGACCUGGAACGCGCAGUGGAGCUGAGCGGCGGCCGGGGCCGCGCCGCCCGCCAGAGCUUUGUGCAGCGCGGCCUCCUGGCGCGGCUGCAGGGCCGAGACGACGACGCCCGCAGGGACUUCGAGAGGGCGGCACGGCUGGGCAGCCCCUUCGCGCGGCGCCAGCUGGUGCUGCUCAACCCCUACGCCGCGCUGUGCAACCGCAUGCUGGCCGACAUGAUGGGGCAGCUGCGCCGCCCCCGCGACAGCCGCUGAGCGCGGCUGGCCCGCGCGUCCGUAGGCGAGGGGACGGGAGGGGGCCCUGAACCAAUAAAGCCGUCGGGCCUAACCGACCCCGCCUGGUCCUGCGUCCUGACCGCGCCCGGAGGGAAGGGCAUGCGGGGGCACUCUGUGCGGGGGUCUCUCGGCGCGGGCUACGGACCAGCCAGGCGGGUGGUGAGCCGCGACCGCCCACCUGCCGGGGGAGGGCCCGUGGGGCCCAGGCAUCGAUUGGCCCUGCCUGACGCAGCCCCCGCCCUUGCAGCGGACUGCGGUGCUCAUCAGACCU
Messenger RNA from Rhinopithecus roxellana (golden snub-nosed monkey), 1017 nucleotides. RefSeq names its product tetratricopeptide repeat domain 36 (gene TTC36). Gene Ontology annotation, molecular function: protein binding. Lineage: Eukaryota; Metazoa; Chordata; Mammalia; Primates; Cercopithecidae. The record is from RefSeq and is a predicted model, not a curated record. The transcript has 3 exons. Gene Ontology annotation, biological process: cilium assembly. Bases 9 to 725 code for a protein of 238 amino acids.